Hydra vulgaris (swiftwater hydra) is the source of this 1059-nucleotide messenger RNA. RefSeq names its product agmatine deiminase. The record is from RefSeq and is a predicted model, not a curated record. Gene Ontology annotation, molecular function: protein-arginine deiminase activity; agmatine deiminase activity. Gene Ontology annotation, biological process: putrescine biosynthetic process. Lineage: Eukaryota; Metazoa; Cnidaria; Hydrozoa; Anthoathecata; Hydridae.
AUGGCCGUUUUAGCUCCAAAAUCAACUUUUUUGUUUCCAAGCGAAUCCUGUGAGCACGAAGGAACCUGGUUGCAGUGGCCACAUGAAUUUGAGUAUGGUGUUACUUAUCGAGAAUCUCUUGAUAAAACUUGGGUGGCAAUAACGAAAGCAAUUUAUUUAAAUGAAAAAGUGCAUAUAAUUGCAUACAAUAUUACAGAGCAAAAUAGGAUUUCAAAUUUAUUACAGUCAGUUGGAGUUUCGUCAAAAAGUAUUGAUUUCAAAAUCCAUAAAACAAAUGAUGUGUGGAUAAGAGAUAAUGGUCCAAUUUUUGUAAAAGAUUCUAAUGGUAACUUACUAAUUGAGGAUUGGGGGUUUAAUGGAUGGGGCAAAAAAUUUGCUUAUGCACAGUGUAAUAAAAUACCAUCAUUGAUUGCAAUAGACCUCAAAAUAGAUGUGUUAAAAGUUGAUAUGGUUCUAGAAGGAGGAGCUGUAGAAUUGGAUGGACAAGGUGUAUUAUUAACUACGAAAAGUUCAGUACUAAGCCAAAAGCCGCGCUCUACUCGAAAUCCUGGUAUGAACCAAAGUGAAGCUGAAUUAAUUUUAUCAAAAUACUAUGGUGUUUCAAAAAUAAUUUGGCUUAAUGGCAGUUUUAUCAAAGAGGAUGUAACUGAUAUGCAUAUUGAUGGAAUUGCAAAAUUUGUUGACGGAAAUAAAAUAGUUACUAUGAACAAAAAAGAUUUGUUAUAUUUAGGACUUUGUAAUGAGGAUAUACAUAUUCUUUAUGAAAGUUCAAAUAUUUUUAAUGCAGUGUAUACGAAAGUUUAUUUACCACUUACACAAAAAAAUGUAGUUACAACUUCAGGAAAAAGUAUUGGAAUUAAAGGAUGUUAUGUAAACUACUAUGUUGGGAAUGGUUUUGUCUUGGUUCCAAACUAUGAUGAUCCUCAUGAUAUAAUUGCCAAUGAUAUUAUUCAACGUUUAUAUCCAGAAAGGAAAGUAAUUGGCAUAGACUCCAGAAAUCUCUAUAAAAAUGGGGGAAUGAUUCAUUGCAUAACACAGCAGCAACCUGCAACAAGUUAA